AUGGACGCCACCAGGAGAGCCUUCUUCCACUGCGGCGUCGACGGCAUUGCGCGUGCCACGCCGGGGGAGGCCGAGCUGCUGCCGCAGGUCGGCCGCCGACCGUCUGAAGGCGCCAGCAGCAUGAUCUUCGGCUUCCCCAUGCCCGUGGUGCCCUGCCGGCCGGCCGCCGUCACCCAGCAGUUCUUCCCGGCCACUGCAGCCCCAGCGCCGGCGCAGCAGCAGGCGACGGAGGAGCAGUGGCAGUGCCACGUGCCCGCCGGUUGUAGCGCGGCGGAGCAGUGGGUCCGGUCGGCGUCGAGGAAGAGCCGCCGCGGCCCGCGGUCCCGGAGCUCGCAGUACCGCGGCGUCACCUUCUACCGCCGCACCGGCCGGUGGGAGUCCCACAUCUGGGACUGUGGGAAGCAGGUGUACUUGGGUGGAUUUGACACAGCGCAGGCUGCUGCAAGGGCCUAUGACCAGGCUGCUAUCAAGUUCCGCGGCGCGAAUGCAGACAUCAACUUCACCCUGGACGACUACAAGGAUGAGAUGAAAAAGAUGAAGAGCUUCAGAAAGGAGGAGUUCGUGCAGGUGCUCCGGCGGCAGGGCGCCGGCUUCGUCAGGGGGAGUCACCCAGCACAAGUGCGGGCUUAUGACAAGGCUGCCAUCAAGUGCUACGGCAAGGAGGCGGUGACCAAUUUUGAUGCCCAGAGCUACGAUAACGAGCUGCAAUCGCAGUCUUGGGAAGACGUCGAGCUGGAUCUCGAGCUCAGUCUGGGCUGCGCCGGCGGCAGCGAUCCGUCCACGGUCGCCGUCGAGGCGUUCAGCUCUGAGCCGGGCAGCAAGCAGAGGACGAUGACCCUGACGCUCGAUCUGCCGGCGGUGGCGGAGGGGGAGGAGACGAGCGCCAGCUACCCGCACAGGAGCAUCCUCAGCAGGCCUCCGCCGCCGCCGACUACUGCCGCCGGCAUGUUCUGGCGCCCGGCUGACGACCACGUCCACGUCCAACACCGCCGCCACCCCGGAAGCGGCAGCGGCAGCAGCAGGGACGCGACGACACGCUGCACAUGCAACUCCAGAUGCGGGGCUCUUGGACCGCUUGCUCGGGCUAGAGGCAGUUGUGCUGGUGCUGCUUGCCCUCUUAGUGCUGACACUAAGCGACGACAGAACGAGGUUGAGCCAUCAACAGCGUUGCCGAUGAACAUCCGGUCCAAAUCGUCCAAGUACGGAGGCCACCUGUCCUUGAGCUUCUUCCAGUCUGGGUGUCCCUGA
Miscanthus lutarioriparius is the source of this 1248-nucleotide messenger RNA. Lineage: Eukaryota; Viridiplantae; Streptophyta; Magnoliopsida; Poales; Poaceae. The record is from the annotation of a GenBank genome assembly.